Exophiala xenobiotica is the source of this 1627-nucleotide messenger RNA. RefSeq lists its product as uncharacterized. Gene Ontology annotation, cellular component: RNA polymerase II transcription regulator complex. Bases 713 to 1417 code for a protein of 234 amino acids. Gene Ontology annotation, molecular function: transcription cis-regulatory region binding; DNA-binding transcription activator activity, RNA polymerase II-specific. The transcript has 2 exons. Lineage: Eukaryota; Fungi; Ascomycota; Eurotiomycetes; Chaetothyriales; Herpotrichiellaceae. The record is from RefSeq and is a predicted model, not a curated record.
CCCCAGACAUCUUACCCUCUCGUAUAACAGGAACGUUAAGGACUUACAAUCUUAAUCCGACACUAGCCAAAGAGAUCCAUAGGUACUGGAAGAUCCAUCAACCAAAGUCAGUAAUCACCGCGUUCGAACGGGUCAAGAACUCCAAAUCUACACAGAGGUACGAUGCAAUUGCACGCAAAUGCUACCUCGCACUCCGUACCAAUAUUGGCCUCCCAAUAGCCAAGGGCUAAGCGGAGAUGAAGCUUUCCAGCGAGAAGCACGAUGUGAAGCUCUUCGCUCGCAUCUCUGCCGACUGUUUCGUGCAGUGAUUUGGUAAGGAGAAGCUAUCUUCUUUGGGGUAAUACAGAGUCGCCAGCCGAUUGGACACUUGUGCUUGACAUCCACGCCUCCGACAGCCACGGGAGGUGGCCCAAGCUACAUCCAGCAUACCACUGGUCCAAUCCCGUCCACCAUGCAGUUACAGUUGCAUUUGGAAUUGGAAGACCGAAUGGACUGAAGGACUCCGGUCACAAGCUUAUGUAAAUUCACUGCUUGCCGUUUCUGCCCAAGAUCUUCACGCUUCUUCAUAUCACUGAAAAUAUACACUCGAUUCAAAAAAAGGCAUCCUGGCCUCAAGUUUACAUCUAAAAUCUUCACAGUGCCGAACGUGAGAAAGACGAAUCGAGUACGACCAUCUCGGGGACGUUGAGAAUAACUUUGAGCUUCAGCCGCAAUGGAAUUCACGUUGAGCCUAGGCCAAAUGAAGGCUACAGCUACAAAUACCUCAUACUUCGAUUACAAGCUACCAUCAGAUUCCUCCUCGAGCUCACCUGAUAGUCUCAACAAUCCACUACAAUUCGGAAACAUGGCUCCAACAGGCUUUGAUCCCACAAGUCAAACAUGGGAUUCCGUGGAUUUCGAUCUGUUCGAAACAUAUGCCGAUUACAGUCAGUUCUCGACCCAAGCAGAGCAGCAGACGCCGCUCCAUAGCCCCAAAGCAGGAUCAGUCCCACUUUCCAAAGCAAGACGGAGAGCACAGAAUCGCGCCUCGCAGCGAGCAUUUCGCGAACGCAAAGAACGACAUGUCAAAGGUCUAGAAUAUCAACUCGAGACUCUAAACGAGAAACACCAGGAUCUACUGGCUUCAUAUUCGAAACAAGCAAGCAGCGUUGCACAGUUGUACAGACGCAUCACCGAAUUGCAGGCACAGAUCAAAGCAGUCAAGACAGCCAACGGCCAAACUCCUCCUCCUCAUCCAUCUAAUUCUAAGCUAUCACCUGACAGCUUCGACGCAUUCGCAUUUGGCGGCAAUCCGGGGCCCAUGCUGUACAGCGGAGAGGAUUUCGGUUUGGAGGAAAGCGGUGCAGACACAUUCAAGUCGAAAUCAGUCGGAAGUGAAAGUCUGCCAUUAUUCGAAGAUCUGCUGCGUCUACCGUGACAGUUAAGCUCACGAAAUUCAUGAUUUAGGCAAUUUGACAUACAUUUGAGCGUUCGGGAUGACUUUGACUGAGUGUCGAUGUGAUUGUCCGAGGAGGCAGGAAAAUGGACAUUUCAAGGGGCCACUUGCUCUCGAGGAGGACCUCCUUCGGAGAUAGGAUAGCCAGCAUGAUUUCCCAUAUUGUGCACAAAAGAAACAGUGUAUGAAACA